This is a messenger RNA of Trachemys scripta elegans, 5727 nucleotides long. RefSeq names its product zinc finger protein 800 (gene ZNF800). The transcript has 4 exons. NCBI's taxonomy places the organism in Eukaryota, Metazoa, Chordata, Testudines, Emydidae. The record is from RefSeq and is a predicted model, not a curated record. Bases 819 to 2810 code for a protein of 663 amino acids.
GCAGAGGGGUGGGACCGGUUCCUCGAGGUGGACGCGGUAGGGCUUUCCUGUCUCUAGUAUGGAGGUGAAAAGAGUUUGUGCUGAGGCCAUUCAUGAAGUAACAUAUAGUAAAUGGUGCCUCAGUCACACUUCAGUACCCUACACAGAGCAGCAAUGGAGUUGAACAUUUGGCAACUGUGUGGGUCAAUAUUGUUAAUAGGAGUUAUAGUUUGGUUUUCACAACUGUAUGGAUGCUUGUUAUUAUUGGGAGAUGAGUCAGAAGAAUCUCAUCAACUACUAGGAGUCUAGGUGGGUUUUAACAAUUGUGGGUGCUAUGGUAGUACAAACAAUAAUAACUGAAAGAUGGGUUAAGUCCCUACAGCUGGGCAAAGUGGUGUUGACAAACAUAAGGGCCCCCCAAAACAUGGAUCUUUGUGCAGCCUUAUUUUUUACACAUGCCUAAGUUUGGUUUUUGUGGUAGACAGGGAUUCAUAAUGUUGGUUAUUUUGUCUUUUGAUUUAGGGAUGUGACUGGAAUUUAGGAGGAAGAAGGGUUUCCUUGAUUCUAUAACUCUUGAAGCUUUUGCCCUUCAUUGGAAGGCAUGGAAGUAGACAGAUUUUUUAGAUUUGAAAAUGUUUGAUAAACACCAUAGACUUUCUAUCUUAAAAAAGGCACAGUUGACCUCUGAGUGGGUUCAGUGCUGUUUUAGUCUUUAGGAAGCGGGGGUAUGAUGUUAGUGUUGUUUAAGUCUUAUGGUCUGGGAGGUGACAGAGAAUUUGCUUAUUUUAGCAGAAACAAGCUGCUGGAUGUAGAAGGAAAGUAGGUCGUGCACACAGAAAAUGCCUCUAAGGGAUAAGUGUUGUCAGACUGACCAUCAUCACCAUGGGUGCUGUGAACCAGUGUAUUUGUUAGAACCUGGUGAUCCUCCUUUGUUACAGCAACCUCUGCAGAUGUCAAAAUCUGGUAUUCAACAAAUUAUCGAGUGCUUUCGAUCAGGAACUAAACAACUUAAACAUAUCUUGUUAAAAGACGUGGACACCAUUUUUGAAUGUAAAAUAUGCCGCAGUCUCUUCAGAGGAUUACCAAACUUAAUUACUCAUAAAAAGUUCUAUUGUCCUCCAAGUCUCCAGAUGGAUGACAACCUCCCAGAUGUCAAUGAUAAACAAAGCCAAGCUGUAAAUAAUCUUCUGGAAGCCAUUUAUCCUAGAGUGGACAAACAAGAAUAUGUAAUUAAGCUAGAACCUAUAGAAACAAAUCAGAAUGCUGUGUUUCAGUACGUUUCAAGAACUGACAACCCAGAAGAGAAUAUUGAGAUUAGCAGUAGUCCUGAUCAAGCUCCAUUACAAAUACAGGAACCUACCACUGAGCAACCCAAAACUGUUUCAACUCCCGAUACAGAAACUUUAGAGUUGCCACCUGCUGAUGCGGAAAUAAAUGUAAUGCCGACUCCUGACGAACAACCUCCAGCAUUAAAUCCUGAAUUGGACUCUUCUGAUAAUUCUGAUUUUGGCCACCAGUUGAUUUGUUGUUUAUGUAGAAAAGAAUUUCAUUCCAGACGUAGUGUACGUCGGCACAUUAGAAAAGUACACAAAAAAAAGAUGGAAGAACUAAAGAAGUACAUAGAAACAAAAAAGAAACCAAAUCAGCGCUCCACAAAAGGACGAAAUAAGAAUGUGCUUGUAACAUUAGGUAGAAGUUGUCCUGUAUGUUAUAAAUCAUUUGCUACAAAAGCCAAUGUAAGGAGGCAUUUUGAUGAAGUUCAUAGGGGGUUAAGGAGGGAUUCCAUUACUCCUGAUAUAGCUACAAAGCCUGGGCAACCUUUGUUCUUGGAUACAGUUUCUGCUAAAAAAUCUUUUAAGACCCGAAAACAAAAGUCUUCCUCAAAGGCUGAAUACAAUUUAACUGCAUGCAAAUGCCUUCUGUGCAAGAGAAAAUAUAGUUCACAAAUAAUGCUUAAAAGGCACAUGCAAAUUGUUCACAAGAUAACGCUUUCCGGAAAGAACUCUAAAAGAGAGAAAGGACCCAAUAAUACUGCCAACGGCACAGAAAUAAAAGUAAAAGUUGAACCAGCAGAUUCUGUGGAACCUUCAACCCCUUCCAUCACCCUUUCUCCACAGAAUGAGUUAAAGGGAACAAGUCAUUCAAAUGAGAAAAAGAACACAUCAGCAGCACAGAAAAAUAAAGUUAAGCGAGACCUUGAAACCCCUAAAUCAACCAAUCCAUCUGCUGCAGGUGGCCAGCAAAAAACAAGGAAGCCAAAACUUUCAGCUGGCUUUGACUUCAAGCAGCUUUACUGUAAACUGUGUAAACGCCAAUUUACUUCUAAACAGAACUUGACAAAACACAUUGAGUUGCACACAGAUGGAAAUAACAUUUAUGUUAAAUUCUACAGGUGUCCUCUCUGCACUUAUGAAACACGUCGCAAACGUGAUGUGAUAAGGCAUAUAACUGUAGUUCAUAAAAAGUCAUCACGUUACCUUGGUAAAAUAACUGCAAGUUUAGAAAUCAGAGCAAUAAAAAAGCCUAUUGAUUUUGUUCUAAAUAAGGUGGCAAAAAGAGGCCCUCAGAGGGAUGAAGCAAGACAGAUUGGUUCAAAACAGGAUGUCGCCUCUAACUCACCGAGUAAAAAGUUUGAAGGAGCUGAUGUUGGCAUAGAAGUAAAAGUCACAAAAAACUUUUCUCUUCACAGAUGCAAUAAAUGUGGAAAGGCAUUUGCCAAAAAGACUUUUCUAGAACACCAUAAGAAAACUCACAAGGCAAAUGCAUCUCAUUCACCAGAAGAAAACAAAACCAAAGGCAGAAGUACAAGAUCAAAAGCUCUUGUCUGGUGAGAAACAACUAGUGUUUUGCCUCUAUUUAAAAACAAACAAACAAACACCACAAGCCCCCUUCCCCCCAGAUCUGUUAUUUUGUUGCCUGAACAGAUGCUUUCCAAUAGACGAUGGUGUAGGAGAUACAAAAGUAAUGUGGCUAUCACAUUUGCCUCUUCAGCAAAAUAUGUUUUCAGUGGCUUGGAGACAAGUCAAUUUCUAAACUUUUUUCUUCUGCAGGAAGUUGCAACCUAAUACAGUUAGGCUGUACAGUUCUUCUAAACUGUUUUAAUAUUCUAAAAAUCAAUUUAUAUUGGCUUAUGUUUACAGUAGACGUUUUAAAAUUAGUUUUGCACUUGUUUGGUACUUGUUCACAUGGUUUAUCCUGCUAAUGUACACAUUUGUAGGAUAGUUACAAAAAUAUUAUGGUACUUCUAUAGCUGAUGUAAAAGUGAAUUACAGCAGAGUAAAUAAAUCUCUACAUCUAACUUGGAAUGAGCAGCCAGCAGUAAACUUUAUUAUUUUUCUUUUAACUUAUUCUAUUAAGUUUCCCUCACUCUCCCAACAUCAUGGUAUAAAAGCAUCUCUUUGCAUGAGUAAGAGUUUCCAGGAUAGCGCCUUAAAUAUGGAUGUUUUUCUUUAUUGUGAUGACUUACUGUUUUUCCGCAGUCCUGCUUCAUAGAAAAAAUGGUGGCACAGGUAGUCUUCUAAUUAUAAAAUAUUAUUUCUUGGUUAAAUGGAAAUAACCUAAAGAUGGCCAUUUUAGAUUUCAGAAUCAUCAUGAAGGCUUUUUGGAUAUUGCAGAGUUUUGUAAUAAAAACAGGCUUGGGUGUGGGGAGGAGAAGCAGUCUUUAAAUUAUUACUUUGGAACUCGCUCCUUAUUAUAAAUACCUGUUAAAGCUAAAUACAUAUACCGUGUCCUGUACCUGCUAUUGACUUCAACUCGGAAGUGCUCUCUUCCCGAAGGCAACUCUGUCUCGGUAUACGUUCUGCAGUGGAUUACCAGUCAGGCAUGUGUAGGUGGGUUUUCAGUGGUUUGGUAACCACUUUCUGCUAAAGAAAAUGCAACUUAACAAUGAGCUGGGUUCUCUCUUAAAAAUCACACUAAUCUUGUCUAAGGAAGAGAGUGUUUUUAAAUUUUUUGUUUGUGGUAAAUUUUAGGUACCACCUUGCAUUUAAAAAUGGUUUCACUGUUGUAUAACUAGUAAACAAGUUGUAUUGGUAAACUCAAAAUAUUAAUUUAUUCCCAUUUCUCCUCAGAUAACUUCAAGUGGUGUACGGAAAGUUUGGAGUUCAUUUGAGUGGAAAGACUUUAAUUUGGUGUUAGAACCACUAAUAUCUUGAAAAUGGUACCAUAAGAAAAAUGAGGAAAUACUUUCAUAAACUAUUGUUUUCUUACUAAAUUAAUAACUAUUCUCAUGGCUUGUUAUAUGACAGUGCCUCAUCCCAACACUGUCAGGUAACUGUUGACUUGCAAUGCACAACAUGCAUCUAUAGACUAGCAGUUAACUACCCUUGUCUCUAUGCAGUCCAGCAAAGUUAUCAAUAGAAAAUGAACUUUCUGUGCUUUAAAAACAAAAAACCCCUUACAAAAAGCAUUUUUUGGAAGAAAACUUAUUUUUCAUUUAGGAAAUCAACUUGAGAGGUCACCACAGCUACUGGCCUUAGUACUGCUAAUGCUGAUGAACCAAUUCUAUGACUUUUUAUGUGGUAUUCUACUUGGCUGGCAAACUUUUGCUUUAUGUACUGUUUUAAAUUUAUUACAAAUGAAUGUAUAAGAGCAAACACCAUAUUAGUGUAUAUUGGAUGAAUUGUUCUAAUUUUUAGUAAUUGUCAUAACUUCAGUUUUUUCAGUUUGACUAAUUUCCCAACUUUUGGGUAUACUGAAUUUCACUGUACUAAAGUUGCUGCAAAGAUAUUGCCAAUACUUUUUUUUUUUUUUCCAUGCAUGGUUCAUAGGACAACCUUUCAUUUGUAAACAUUUAGGAAGUUUACAAAAACACCUACAUUCCCUAUUCCAUAUUCUUUAAUUUUUUGUUUAAAUUUUUAUACACAAGCACUUUAAUGAUAGUUGCAGUUAUUGUUUUAAAAAAACACACUAAUGUUAAUAUGAAGGUAGUGAAUAUUUUCUGAUGUUUUAUAGACACAGACAAUCCAUGCACAACCACUUCUUAUAAUGCUAGUUUUAUUUCUUUAAAUAUUAAUAAAAGGGAGGAUAGUGUGAGACAAACUCAGAAUAUUUUUUUCUUGCAAGAUCUUAAAUGACCACUUUAGGUAGCACUUGACUUUAUUGUAGGAUUUGCAAAAUGCUUACUGAUCCUUUUGUCUAUUUUAUAAUCAAGAUAUUAGCAAAACAGUAGCACACCUGCCAUUAUGGAAAUCUUGGCAGGCUUCAGUGCAUCAAUGUUUUUUUACUUUUUAGAAGAUAUUUUGUUUAGUGAUUUGUGUCAAAUUGCCACAAUUUGAAAGGUACUGUACAUCAGAAGAAAUACCAUGUUUUUAUAUAGGUUCACUCUCUUGCUUAGGGAGACACCUUGUCAUAUAUACUUUUUGUAUAAAAAAAAAAUCUAAAAAUGUUGAUCACAAGGUCAUGAAUUAAAAAAAAAAUGCUUUUAUGGAUAGAAAAAUGUUUGGCCUUUUUAGUGCUUUGCACUAAAAAAAAUACACUGUGAAUGGGAACUGGACUAUAACUGUUGCUGGAAAUGUUCUAUAUUGAAUGUACAUGCUCUUGUUUGGAUAAAUGUACUGUAUUUGGAAAUAAAUCAGACUGGAAGUUACUUUAACAAAGUGUGCUUAGACAAAAAGGUGUAUUCUAGUGAAACUGGAAUGCCUUUCUUCAGUCAUAAAUCAAUUCAAUUACUACCAGCAGCUACACUUCAACAUUUGCAUUUCUAUAAACUUUAUUUCUCUAUCAUUGGGUCUGGUUUGUUGUAUUAUU